AGAUAUCCAAGAUCGAUAUAAAUAGGAGCUUCGGAUGUCCGAUCAAUGUCAUUUGUAACCAAAUUAUCAUCGCAUAUCACAAUCUGAUACGCAAAUACUCUUUCGUCGUUGGAUUUUAAAAACCUAAAGAAAACAUGAAUAAAUUGACCAUUAUUACAACUUUAGUAGCAGCGUGUAUGGCGCUUCCUCAGGCGCCACUGGUUGAUCAUCACGAAAGAAAAGACGCUGGAUUUGAAGUCAUAAACAUUCCAUUAUCUGAAAUUGAAUCAAGUGGUAUCUCGGAAAAGCGUGAUACCUCAACUAUCGAUGCAAGUGAUCUUUUGAGAAUUCAAGAAGUAAACGCAUUGGCGGAAUUGCCCAGGGAAACAAGAUCAACUUCCAAAACAACAAUUAAACCAAAGAAACUGACAUUGAAAGAUCUUAUUGGAAGGACAGCGGCUUAGUACAAAAAACUUGAUUAUGAAAUUGAAGUAUUUACUUCGCGUGAUUAUUGAAUUGAAGGAGAUAUCUACCUUGUGAUUACUGCAAUUUGUUUUUAAGAGUUCGUGUUUUUGGGCACGAAAUACAGAUUGCUUCUUAUUUAUUUU
Molecule: messenger RNA, 587 nt
Organism: Eupeodes corollae
Lineage: Eukaryota; Metazoa; Arthropoda; Insecta; Diptera; Syrphidae
Exons: 2
Coding region: 135-443 (102 amino acids)
Source: RefSeq, a predicted model, not a curated record